Messenger RNA from Ochotona curzoniae (black-lipped pika), 2816 nucleotides. RefSeq names its product TRAF family member associated NFKB activator (gene TANK). Lineage: Eukaryota; Metazoa; Chordata; Mammalia; Lagomorpha; Ochotonidae. Bases 789 to 2156 code for a protein of 455 amino acids. The transcript is spliced from 9 exons. The record is from RefSeq and is a predicted model, not a curated record. Gene Ontology annotation, biological process: canonical NF-kappaB signal transduction.
GAUACUUAGGCUAGCAAGACGGCCUGAAUGUCUUUAACUGUACUAUUGCAGAUUUGUUGUUCCACUGCUGCCUUGUGUGAGUGCUUUAUGAUGUGACUCAUUAAUAUCUUUGUAUUCAUAGUCAUGUUAAAAACUGGCCUUUUAAAUAAGGGAUCCCCUAGUCAGGAUCCAAGGAAAAUUAAAAAUAUUUUAAUCUUUGUAGUUCUUAAAUUUUUAAGUUAUACUUUAUGCUUCUUCAAAAACAUUCAUUUAGAUUUAUAUCUGGAAUAUAAGGCUUAUACACUGAAUGAUUUUUAUUAUAUAAUAUAAGACUGAGAGAUAUGGCGCCUAAUUUAAAUUGUACAUGACUUAGGAGGUUGUAAAUUAAUGUUGUAUGUAGUCAUACUUCUUUAUUACAUUUUAAAAAUCAAUUCCAGCCAAAUCCAGUAUGUCUCUUCAUUUAGUUACAUUUACUAUUUUUUGUCUCCUUAGAAAUCCACUAUAACAAGCACUUCAUUACACCAAAGUAAUUAGUCUUUCCUAUGUUACAAUGCUUAAGCUAACACAGUUACAGUAAUCUACUUUGAUUUUGUUACCAAUUGGCCUUUUUAUUUUCCUGAUCAAAAAUGAAUAUUAAAGAUGUCAUAUUUUUUAAAGGAAAAAUUGACAGAACAGACGGAUGAAACAUCAAGAACUAUUAUCACCAUUGCUACAUUAAUAGCUGUCAAACUGAGCACCCACUGAAGGAAGACGAUCACAGACCUGUCAUUUGCUCCAUCCUUUAUAGUGAUGCUACGGGACACAGAGGAAUGGAUAAAAACAUUGGUGAGCAACUCAAUAAGGCAUAUGAAGCCUUCCGACAGGCAUGCAUGGAUAGAGAUAAUGCAGUGAGAGAACUACAGCAAAAGACUGAGAGCUACGAACAGAGGAUACGUGAGCAACAGGAACAGCUAUCAGUUCAGCAAGCUAUUAUUGACAAGCUCCAAUCACAGUUACUGCUUGUGAAUUCUAAUCGAGAUGACAGUUAUGGCUAUCUUCCCCUGCCUGAAGACAGUGGAACAAAGAACAAUCUGACUUUUGAUCAACCACAUGAUAAAGUGAAAUUAGGAGCAACGAGAGAAAAACAGUCCAAGGUUCACCUGCCAAAUGCCUCCAGCCACCAAAGCCUUGCUGGGACUGAAUCCAGGAGCUGGGAACUCAAUCCAAGUCUCCCACAGAGCUCCAUGGUAAGAAACCAAGAGCUUUCUUCUCCUAGAAAAGAAACAUCAGCAAGGAGUCUUGGCGUUCCUUUAUUCCAUGAAAGGGGUAAUGUAGAGAAGACUUUCUGGGAUCUGAAGGAAGAAUUUCACAGAAUAUGCCUGCUAGCAAAAGCACAAAAAGAUCACUUAAGCAAACUUAAUAUACCAAACACUGCAAUUGAAACACAGUGUUCGGUGCCUAUACAGUGUACGGAUAAAACAGACAAACAAGAAGCACUGUUUAAGCCUCAGGCUAAAGAUGAUAUAAAUAGAGGUACACCAUGCAUCACAUCUGUCACAGCAAGAGGACUGGGCAGAGAUGAAGAAGACACAUCUAUUGAGUCGCUAUCUAAACUCAAUGUCAAGUUUCCUCCUGUGGACAGUGACUCCACUUUCUUACACAGCACUUCAGAGCUCCCCAACAUCCUUGGUGCUGCCACAUCGGAGGCAAUGUGCCAGGACAUACUGAAUAUGGAGCUCAGAGACAAUCCAGGACACUUUGCUGACACUGAAGAAACUGCAGUGGAAAAUCAGGGAAUUGACCCCAUAGCUUCAGCUAUACAAAACCUUAAAACAACUGACAAAACAAAAACCUCAGAUCUUGUAAACAUUUGUAUCAGGACAACUCCGGAUAGAGCUGCGCGCUUGCCACCUGGAGACCAUAAUGCUUUAUAUGUAAAUACAUUCCCACCUCAGGACUCGUCUGAUGCACCUUUCCCCUCACUCAGUUCCCCAGGAAAAGCUAUCCGUGGACCACAGCAGCCUAUUUGGAAGCCCUUUCCUAAUCAAGAAAAUGACUUAGUGGUACUAAGUGGCACAGAUUCAGAACUGCAUAUACCUCGAGUAUGUGAAUUCUGUCAAGCAGUUUUCCCACCAUCUAUUACAUCCAGGGGGGAUUUCCUCCGGCAUCUUAAUUCACACUUUAAUGGGGAGACUUAAGACACAUUUGAAAACAAACAUAUCAACUUCUGUGAGAUGUUUUUGGGUUUUGUAAUACUAUAAAUACUUGAUUGUAAACUAAAUUCAAGAUCAUUUAUAGAAAAAAAUCUAGUGUCACAGCUAUUUGAAUUUUUUCUAGACUCAUUUUGUAACUUUUAUUAUCCUAUAAAAGAUCAUUAUGUAAAAAACUGUAAUUCAUUUUGGGCAUGUUUACAGUUUUAUUAUGAUUCAAAAUGCGUGAUUUAAAAGUUCUAUUACUAUAAUUUAUAUUUCAAUUCUGUAAGCUUGUUACUUGGGUUUUUAAUGAAAUUGAAUUUGGUGAUAUCAGAUUUUUAUAGGGUCCUGUUUUUGCAUUUUUAAGUUUAGAUUAUUUAUGUAUAGGUGAUGUUCUUUCUGAAUAAACCUGUAAUUGAGAAUGAGACAGCAUAAAUGUCUAAUUGUUACCCCUUAUACGCUUGUUUACCCAGUGAUAAAAUCACUGAUAGAACUAUUUAAAAACUUGAGAUUGUUUUUCAAAUAAUAGACGUGGUUUUAAUUUUUACUGUGUGUAUAGCUACAUACUUAUUAUAAAUUAAUUAUUAAAAGAAUUACUUUUAUGGGAAAUCAGUCUGUUCUUUGUUCUGAGUAAAACAAAAAUAUAUUACAUUUCAGACAAAUUUA